Strongylocentrotus purpuratus (purple sea urchin) is the source of this 1073-nucleotide messenger RNA. Its product is annotated as histone H1, early embryonic-like. Gene Ontology annotation, biological process: nucleosome assembly; chromosome condensation; negative regulation of DNA recombination. Gene Ontology annotation, cellular component: nucleosome; nucleus. The record is from RefSeq and is a predicted model, not a curated record. The transcript has a single exon. NCBI's taxonomy places the organism in Eukaryota, Metazoa, Echinodermata, Echinoidea, Camarodonta, Strongylocentrotidae. Gene Ontology annotation, molecular function: double-stranded DNA binding; nucleosomal DNA binding; structural constituent of chromatin. Bases 174 to 791 code for a protein of 205 amino acids.
AUGGAAAAGAAGGGAGAAAAGUUUCUUUAAACAAACACAAACUGGCAUGCAGUCAUGGGGGCGGACGACCCGGGACUGUCUCCUCCCACGUACGCAACAAUGCCUUAUAUUGACGGCGUUGCCGAGCCGAUGGUUAUUCGUUUUGUUAACCUCCCGACGCACCGUAUAUCAAGAUGGCUGAGAAGAAUAGCUCUAAGAAGGUGACUACUAAGAAGCCGGCCGCCCACCCACCGGCUGCCGAGAUGGUUGCUACAGCAAUCACCGAGUUGAAGGACCGCAAUGGCUCCUCGCUGCAAGCAAUAAAGAAGUAUAUCGCUACCAAUUUCGAUGUGCAGAUGGACCGACAGCUGCUAUUCAUCAAGCGGGCCCUAAAGUCUGGCGUGGAGAAAGGCAAACUAGUGCAGACGAAGGGGAAAGGAGCUUCGGGUUCUUUCAAGGUGAAUGUGCAGGCGGCCAAGGCACAGGCGUCGGAGAAGGCCAAGAAGGAGAAGGAGAAGGCAAAACUGCUAGCACAGCGUGAGAAGGCCAAGGAAAAGGCUGCAGCGAAGAAGGAGAAACUGCAGAAGGCAGCCGCCGCAAAGAAAGUCAAGGCAGCCCCCAAGAAAGCGAAGAAGCCAGUAAAGAAAACGACUGAGAAGAAAGAGAAGAAGAAGACUCCGAAGAAGGCACCCAAGAAGCCAGCAGCCAAGAAAUCAACACCAAAGAAGACGCCCAAGAAGGCAGCCGCAAAGAAACCCAAGACUGCCAAGCCCAAGAAGCCUGCGGCAAAGAAGGCUGCAAAGUCCAAGUGAUUUGCACGCCAACUUUCCCAUCCUACCAAAACGGCUCUUUUCAGAGCCACCACAUACCCAAGAAAGAAACACUUGUCCAAAUGCACUCAUGAGAUACUAUGAAUAUGUGUAAUGAAGAAGAAAAUGAAGAAGAAAAAAAGGGGGAUGGGGGAUGAAACAAAGAAAAUGGAUAAAAAGAAAUUAAAAAGGGAAAUAAGAAUGACAUGAAUUAUGGACGGUGAUAUUUGCCCAAUUAGCACUGGUUCUCGUUUCAGCCCUUUUAAAAUACAAACAAACUAUAUA